AUGCACUUUUCUUUCGCCAGGGCCAAGUUACUCCGAGGAAAGAAAGUGUUCGGAGACUACGACCUCAAAGUGGAGCAGGCCGAGUUUAAGGAGAUCAAUGUGGUGGCUAACGCUAACGGCAGCUGCAGCGUCAACAUGCAAGUGCUGAGGAACGGCACCAAAGUCAUCAGGUCCUUUAAGCCCGACUUUGUCCUCAUCCGGCAGCACGCCUUCAGCAUGACCCAGAACGAGGACUUCCGAAACAUGAUAAUCGGCCUGCAGUACGGAGGAGUCCCCAGCAUCAACUCCCUGGAGUCCAUCUAUAAUCUUUGUGACAAGCCAUGGGCGUUCGCUCAGCUCAUCAACACUCACAGGAAACUGGGGGCAGAGAAGUUCCCUUUGAUCGAGCAGACAUUCUACCCCAAUUACAAAGAAAUGGUCAGCAUGCCGACAUUCCCUGUGGUGGUGAAGAUCGGACAUGCUCACUCCGGCAUGGGAAAGGUGAAAGUAGACAAUCACAGUAAGUUCCAGGACAUUGCGAGCGUUGUGGCGCUCACCCAAACGUACACCACCGCAGAGCCGCUCAUCGACUCCAAAUAUGACAUCAGAAUCCAGAAGAUCGGCACCGACUACAAAGCAUACAUGAGGACCUCUGUGUCUGGGAACUGGAAAACUAAUACAGGGUCUGCUAUGCUGGAACAGGUGGCUAUGACAGACAGGUACAAGCUUUGGGUCGACACCUGCUCGGAUAUUUUCGGGGGGCUGGAUAUUUGUGCUGUCAAAGCCAUACACGGGAAAGACGGCAAAGAUUACAUCACAGAGUUCGUGGGCUCGUCCAUGCCGCUGGUGGGAGAGCACCAGGCGGAGGACAGGCAGCUCAUCGCAGACCUGGUGCUGGACAAGCUCAUGUCUUUAGCAGAAAAACAAGCCAACGCUCCUCCCAGACCCACCACCGUCCAGCCCACUCAGGGCACUGGCCUAAAAGGGGAGACCGUGGGCGAGCCCCUGAAAGACGGCCAUCCUCCCAACAGCUGCCUGCAGUACAUCCUGGACUGCAACGGCGUGGCGGUGGGACCCAAAGCCGUGCAGGCCAACUGA
Molecule: messenger RNA, 1077 nt
Organism: Knipowitschia caucasica
Lineage: Eukaryota; Metazoa; Chordata; Actinopteri; Gobiiformes; Gobiidae
Source: the annotation of a GenBank genome assembly